AGAUCUGGUUGCUUCCUCAACAGAGACACAUUAACCUUCGCCGCCAUGCUUGCUUCCGAACGCUCCCGCCCUGCCUGGUUUGUUGAUCUCACGGGCAACACCGAGGCCAAGAGCAACCGCCCUCCGGUGCCUUUUGUCAUGACCAAGCUCACCCACGCCAUCGAUGUCUCGGGCUCGACUUCUGGAAAGAUCCUCGAGAUCGAAAAGAAAAUCUCCUUGGCCUUGUCGACCAAGGAGCGGCGGCUGAGCGUGGUGCCGUGGUCCCAUAGCGCCGGAACCGUGGUCGACACUGCAACUUUCCUAUCGGCCUCGGGAGGCACCGAGCCCGCUACACUCCUGCAGAACGAGCGGGUCCGCAAGGUCAUCCAGGACUCUGGCGCCUGGGUCCUGAUCACCGACGGCGAGAUUUCCAGCUCCAGCGUGCAGCUGUUUGCCCAGCUCAUCGAAUCCGAGUCGAUCACACACAUCCCUAUCGUCAUCAUCAUGGUCGGCGGGAGCCCCAGCUACAACAACAGUCGCCCCGCCAACGCCAACGUCAGUGUCGGCCUGCCCCUCUUUGCCGUUUGCGACCACAGCCUCUUCUUGUACGUCGACUACACCAAUUUCCAGGCGGACCAAUCGGCCUAUCUUUUCCAGUCCAAGGGAUGCUUUUCGACCUUAAAGGAGUCGAUCGCAAUCACCCCAACCACCACAUGGUCCGAGCUCCCUGUCAUCGCCAUGGAAACCCUCAAGAACCAUCUCAUCCCCGUCACGGCCAAGAAGCCCCAAGGAGUGAUCACCCUGACUCCCGGCCUGAGCAUCAAUCUCGAGGCUCUGCUCGCGCAGAAAACCCUGGAUUCGGCCGACUGGAGCAUGAUCUUUGACAACGAUGAGGCGCGCAAGAGUCUUCUUCUCACCUGCAAGACCCGCGGAUGCAUCCCCAAGCUCCGCGACCUGAUCAACCGCAACCAAGUCACAGUGCCCGAUGUGAGACUGACCGACGAGGCUGGCGUCGGCAAGAUGGUCCAGGAGCUGCAAGAGUUGCUCGCAUCCGGCAGCUACGACCAGGAGUACGUCGUCGACCUGAAGAAGCGCAUCGCCCGCGGCAACCUCGAGAACGAGGCCACCUACCGAGAGAACGUCCGUCAGAGCCGCGCCGAGAAUGGACUUUUGCGCGAGAAGGUCCGGUCCGUCCAGAUCGUUCUCGGUGAGCUUGCCGAGAUCGAGCGCCUCGGCUUCUCAUCGCAGGUGCUUGGCCGACUCUCCAACCGCGCGAUGCGGGCCGAGAAGGUGUCAGAGUCUGCCCAGAGCAGUCUCCUGGAAAUCAGCGCAUCCCUCGACAAGGCCGACACCGAGGGAGCCUUCCGCGCCGAGUGCCCCAUCUGCUUCGACGAGGACGCCAUCAUGUCCAUUACGCUGACCCAGGUUGCCGCCGAGCACGUCGAGCUCAACACAAACGACUUUUGCCUCGACUUCCCGUUCGCGGUGGGCAAUCGUGAGCACAACGAUGUGCUGUCGAGCCAGAUGGCAUGCAUCCGCUGUGCCUCGUACUGCCUGCAAAGCCACGGAACCACAACUGUGCGUGAGAACGCCACGGUUAGCAUCCCCCUGAUCCGCAUGCACAAUAACAACACUGCCGUCAUCUGGAAGAACUGCCUGUCUGUCGGCCUCACCAACGGCCUCAAGGUCGGCACCGUCGUGCCCCUGUUCAUCUCGAUCCUGUACCAUGCCCUCGGCUCCAAGGGAUGGCUGCAAGCCGGCGCCGACGACCAGCAGUCUGACAACGCUGUCCGUCGCCGAAUGUUCGAGUGGGCCCUGAACAUGCUGGUGCACACCUACCACACAAAGCACAACUUUCAGGAGAGUGGCAAGUACGUCCCGUUCCCCGAGGCCAUCGAGUGGAUGUUUGACGACUGCGUCAAGACCGGCUACCAGGCGUUCGGCUACCGCUACCCGAUGAGCGGCUUUGUUGUACUCUUUGAUCUUGCCAAGAAGAUCCACUACCCCCAGGAAUGGGCCAACGGCAAGAUCAUUGCCCACCGCCGCAUCAUGCUGCUGCUGAUCGACAACUACAUGCGCUCGGUGCUGCGUUCCUCGUGGGAGACCACUGCAGAUCAGGUCAAGAGAAAGCUCUACCGCUACCGCUACUCGGCGCCGAUCGAGGGCACCGGCCGACUGCUCGUGAACCUGGCCGACUCGACACUUCCCAACUACGAGGUCGAGCAGAUCCGGACGAUGCUCCGGUGCAUUGGUCUUCCCGCGGACCAGCUCCCCUUCCCCGCGGCCACAACCGUUCUGCUCCGCCGCCUGAUCGAAAUCAAGGCACACAACUCGAUCACCGGCACUUUAACGGAUCUGCGAAGCAGAUACACCUCGAUUGUUCACGCUUUCGAGCGCCCCGAGAUCGUCACCGAGCGCGAUGCCCUCGAUACCCUGCACGAGAUGUUCGUUCCCGAGAAUGCGGUCGCCGACCAGGACCACUCCCACAUCCCCUUCGCCACUCCCUACGGCCCCUCAGUGAUCCGUUGCGCAUGUGGAUACCGGUUCCUGCCUGCAGGCUACCGGGGCUCGCUGGACAAGAUGUCGGCCCUGUUGCGCAAGAACCGCGCAGCACACUUCCGAGAGGUUUACCGAUGCCAGGACCCCGCCGGCCUGCCCCAACGGGUCAUCCAAGUGAACGGCCAGGACCAGGCCCCCAACAGCAUCUCCAACAACCUCAGCAAGACCAUUACUCGCUGUUUCCACGCCCUGUCCCAACCCGAGCGUGACGAACUGCUCUCUACUCCUGACAAGCAUCCAGAGUUCCACCAAGCCGUGCUCAAGCACCUCAGUCAGCAUGGACGGGGCAACAUUUACGACAAGGAGCUUGACCAAGACGUCGGUCCGGCGGUAUCCAGCUUCUUCGAAAGGGUCGCCGAGAUGGGAUACGUGAACGAGCUUGGCGGAAGCUGCUCGAUCAUUGACAAACUGAAGCUCGAGAUAGCUGCUGCUGGGGAUGAUGUCGAUGUCGUGGUGGUGUGAGUUUCGACUGGGCGCCGAAGAUAUGACAACACUGAAAAUCGCUGGACACUGCACCGAUGAAUGGAAGCGCAAUGCGAUGACCUCUAUAUAUUUCAGCAGAGCAGCCAGUGGCCCGGCGUGGACUGAGGGUAUGGCCAUUCAAUAUACACUUGCUUGUGACCCAA
Messenger RNA from Polychytrium aggregatum, 3164 nucleotides. RefSeq lists its product as uncharacterized. NCBI's taxonomy places the organism in Eukaryota, Fungi, Chytridiomycota, Chytridiomycetes, Polychytriales. The record is from RefSeq and is a predicted model, not a curated record. The coding region runs from base 46 to 3000 and encodes 984 amino acids. The transcript is spliced from 4 exons.